CGUGACGAAAAUACAACAAGGAAGCGGAUAUUUAUUAAAAAGCAAAAUUAGUUAGAUAGGAAAACGUUUUGAAUUAUCAAGUUAAUUUUUGUCGAUUUUUGAUGUUUCGAGAGAUAUAGUUAUUUUGGACUAUAGUUCGUCGUAUCGUGGAUCCAUAUUCACUCAAGCAAUGAACACAGACGUUGAAUUCCACAUUAGGCAGAAUUAUCCGUGGAACAAGCUACCAGCAAAUGUCAAACAGAGUGUUGGGAACUCACAGCGUGAAUAUGAGAAACAUGUGCAGUUGUACAGUAUCCGCAACCAGCUAAGGUUCCGCAGUAACCUAGUGAGACACGUGAGGAAGGAUGAGAGGAAGUACUAUGAGGAGCUGCUGAAGUACAGCCGAGAUCACCUGAUGCUCUACCCCUACCACCUGUCAGACAUCAUGGUCAAAGGCCUCCGCAUCACCCCCUUCUCCUACUAUAUCAGCAUCAUGGAGGACAUCAUGAACGUAGAGAAGAGUUACGACUCGCUGCCCAACUUCACUGCUGCUGACUGUCUAAGACUGCUGGGCAUCGGGAGGAACCAGUAUAUUGACUUGAUGAACCAGUCUAGACUGCUGGGCAUCGGGAGGAACCAGUAUAUUGACUUGAGAACCAGUCUAAGACUGCUGGGCAUCGGGAGGAACCAGUAUAUUGACUUGAUGAACCAGUGCAGGUCUUCCAAGAAAUUCUUCCGUAGGAAAACGGCGCGAGACCUGCUCCCCUCCAAGCCAGUAGAGAUCUCUGUAGAGCCGUGGUGGGUGGCUCAGACCGGAUACAUCACAGAGGAUGACAUCAGGAUCUGCUCGGUGGCAGAGAGGAAGACGAUUGAUAAGCUGAUCGAUUCAGGACCCCAACUGGCCGGGUCGAUGGAGUACAAUGUGGUGCUGAGUCUGUACAACAGGGGAUACAUCUAUCUAGACGUGCCCAUCUCUGAUGACAGCUGCAUGUCAGUGCCCCCCCUGGAAGGCUUCGUGAUGAACAGGGUCCAGGGAGACUACUUUGAAACCCUUUUGUACAAAAUAUUUGUUUCCAUCGACGAGCAGACUAAUGUGUCAGAGCUGGCUAAUGUUCUGGAGAUCGACUUGGGCCUGGUGAAGGUAUGUAUCUACGGCGAUACAGAUCACACACUGUUAUAUUGUCCAUGGCGGCGGUCGCCAACCUUUUACGACUCAAGAUCACUUUCACAGUCAAGAAGCAAGCCGAGAUCUACCGCUCAGAAUCUUUUUAAAAACAUGACUUAAAAAUAUAUAACU
Messenger RNA from Oncorhynchus nerka (sockeye salmon), 1276 nucleotides. RefSeq names its product protein FAM91A1-like. NCBI's taxonomy places the organism in Eukaryota, Metazoa, Chordata, Actinopteri, Salmoniformes, Salmonidae. The transcript has 12 exons. The coding region runs from base 170 to 1264 and encodes 364 amino acids. Gene Ontology annotation, cellular component: trans-Golgi network; cytoplasmic vesicle. Gene Ontology annotation, biological process: intracellular protein transport. The record is from RefSeq and is a predicted model, not a curated record.